GUGAUGUGAUAAAGCCGUGAAAGUAAGAAAGACGGCGUCAAAGUCGGUGAUAUCCAUCCAUCCAUCGGGCUGUCGUCUCCCUUAACAAGCAUUCCGAAUUCUCCCCCAAAUAAUCGGCCUGAUCUGAUCGAGGCAGGCAGGAGUCUUGGGUUAGUCAAGUCAAUCAAUGGCGUCUACCAAUGGUCUGGUCCCAAUCACCAGGGCUUUCCUCUCCUCUUACUACGACAACUACCCUUUUCCCCCUCUUUCCCCCGACGUCUCUCGUCUUACCGAUCAUCUCUACAACAUCUCCAAACUUCUCCAUCAACCUCAGUCUUCUUCUCCUCUCCCACAAGGGGAACGACUGUUGAUGCAAGAAGCAGAAUCCGAACCCCCACACAAAAUGGACGAAAACAUGUGGAAGAACCGCGAGCAGAUUGAAGAAAUCAUGCUCUUGCUUCAAACCUCACACUGGCCAAAAUCUCUUCAACAACUGUCCACACCACAAGAUGUUGAGCUCGCUCGACUUCUUAGCCAGCUAAGAGAUAAGUUUGAAGGCGCGUUAAAGGUGGUGGAAUCCUUCCAAGCCAAAAAUUCUAAUAAUAUCUUCAACACAGUUAUGACCUACAUGCCACAAGAUUUCCGGGGUACACUAAUUAGACAACAAAGAGAGAGGUCUGAGAGAAAUAAGCAAGCGGAAGUUGAUGCUUUAGUAAACUCUGGUGGGAGCAUACGUGAUCGAUAUGCUCUCCUUUGGAAGCAACAGAUGGAUAGGAGAAGAACAUUAUCUCAGCUUGGUUCUGCUACAGGUGUCUACAAGACUCUAGUCAAAUAUUUAGUCGGAGUGCCACAGGUUCUACUGGAUUUUAUUCGACAAAUAAAUGAUGAUCAUGGGCCUAUGGAGGAACAGAGGCAACGCUAUGGACCACCUCUAUAUGCUCUCACAAAAAUGGUUCUCACUAUUCGCCUUUUUCUUUCUUCUUCUUGGUGGCGCUUUGAGGAUAUUAAAAUGCAAAAGGAUCAAAUAUCCGUUUUGGAAGAAGCGGUUCAAGUAUAUGUUUCCGAGCUAGAACGAUUUCUUAACUUCAUCGGGGAGGUUUUUGCAAAUUCUCCAUUCUUUGUUACAGCAGAGGAAGCUGGUGCAUUUAAAAAUAAUGGGUAUAGCGAAACAACUGUUGGUGCAGGGAAAACUCAUGAGGUUUCACUGAACGUGGAGAUGGUAAAUUCAUACAUUGCUUGGGAUUUCUCCAUUUUACAAGGGAAAAUAAGCACGGACAUUGGGUUUUGUGUGGAGCAUAUUGAUACUUCUGGAAACAAGACACUGAUCUUGCCCUAUCGGCGGUACGAGUCUGACCAAGGUAACUUCUGCACAGUCAUGGCUGGCCACUACAGACUCUUAUGGGACAAUUCAUACUCCACAUUCUUCAAAAAGGCUCUUAGGUACAAAGUGGAUUGUAUACCGCCUGUUGUGGAACCAGAACCCUCCUCAACAGCUGAAGCCGAAUGAUUUGAAACAUCAUUUUCCGUGGUCUGAAACAGUUGCUUUAUGGUGCAGAUGGUUGUAAAGUUUUUAUGUCUGUAAACAUGUAAGGUGAGUUGGUGUGAUGUUACAUUAUUGUAUGGCACUCUAGAUACAAAAUUCCAGUGUCCUCAUUUCUUGUCUGACAUCUAUUUGUUGCUAGAUUUUAAUAUGUACCACUUUUCAGCUGAAUGGCCAUGAAUUUCCUAUUUAAA
This is a messenger RNA of Helianthus annuus (common sunflower), 1713 nucleotides long. RefSeq lists its product as uncharacterized. Lineage: Eukaryota; Viridiplantae; Streptophyta; Magnoliopsida; Asterales; Asteraceae. The record is from RefSeq and is a predicted model, not a curated record. The coding region runs from base 167 to 1486 and encodes 439 amino acids. The transcript has 14 exons.